Coccinella septempunctata (seven-spotted ladybird) is the source of this 3387-nucleotide messenger RNA. RefSeq names its product nucleolar protein 6-like. Gene Ontology annotation, cellular component: CURI complex; small-subunit processome; UTP-C complex. The record is from RefSeq and is a predicted model, not a curated record. The transcript is spliced from 11 exons. Gene Ontology annotation, biological process: tRNA export from nucleus; rRNA processing. The coding region runs from base 169 to 3372 and encodes 1067 amino acids. Lineage: Eukaryota; Metazoa; Arthropoda; Insecta; Coleoptera; Coccinellidae.
UAUAAACAUAACCAAGAAAUAAAAGAAACGUUCGAAAUGUUCGGAUGUUGUGAAUAAUGUGCAAUUGUGACUUUUUCUUUAAGAUAAUUCCCACAUUUUCUGUUUGAAAUAUCUGAAACCCUGGAAAUCGUCUUUGAUAGAGAAACUUUUAAAUUGAAAUUUUUAGCAAUGGGUGCCAAAAAAAAUGGAAACAAAUCUCUAAAGAGACCAAUAACGGAUGAAGGAGUUGAUGAUUCACCAAAGAAAAAAAAAUUCAGUUAUCCCUCCAUUGAAGAAUUAACCCUACUAAAUGAAGAAACAAGAUCACUUAAAUCAUUUUUCAGUCUUCAAACUCAGGAACUCCUUAAAAAUAAAGAAAUAAAAAACAAAUUAAAAAAGCAGCUAUCAUUAUGGUUAGAAGAAUUUCAAAAAUUUUCAAAUGGAGAUGAAAUUUUCAGUCAAUCUGAGAAUUCUAAGCUUUUCAAAAAAAUAGCAAAAAAACUUUCUAAGAAACUUAGUUGUGAUCAAGACUUAUCAAUCAAUUUUGUAAUGCCUGAAAGUAUGGGUACUUUUGGAUUGUAUAAGAUGGAUUCACUUCCAGGUCCAAAUAUUGAAACAAGUCUCUAUGUGGUGAUUCCUAGAAAAUGUUUGAAUGCAAAAGAUUACUUGAACAACAGAUACUUUGUUAAAAAAUAUUUUUAUCUCAUGUAUAUCGCAGAAUAUCUUCAAAAUCAAAAAAUGUGCUCCAGCAUAAAAUGUACAUAUUAUAAUGAAAAUCCUCUACUGCCUUACUUGGUUUUGAAUCCGAAGAAUAGUGAAAAAACUACAGUGAGAGUAUUCUUAGUUCCUGAACAGAAUUACUUCAAGGAGACCAGAUAUUCCCCAGAGGUUAACAAUGUCAAAGCUCAAGUUUUCAAACAAGAUUUUGGAAAUAUAGACAAUAUAGGAGAGCUGCCUACGACCUUUUAUAAUACUGCAUUGGCCUUUGAUAAUUCAUUAAUUCAAAAUCAUGUAUUCAUAGAGGAGCUUUUCACCAGCGCAAAUCUUCGAGAAGGCAUGAAAUUAAUAAUAAUUUGGAUGAAUCAAAGGAAACUCCUUGGAUCAGGACCUUUCGUGACUGAUUUGUCAGUCUAUUUUUUAACUUACUUGAUUUCUAGAGGAAAUAUAACCAACAUAAUGACGUCUGAACAAGUUUUUAGAAACUUUCUGUAUUUCAUACAUACUACAGACUUGACAACAACACCUCUCAGUUUGUGUGAGAAAUUGUCUGAGGAGGAAUUGCAGAAAUAUAAAAGUGCAUUCGACAUUGUAGUUAUGGAUAAAACUGGAUAUUAUAAUGUGGCCGCAUUUCUCACAACUAAUACAUAUUUGAAGAUGAGAUAUGAAUGCAAGUUGGCAUUGGACCUAUUAGAUCAGUCAAAUUGUUUUUCUGAAUUGUUUUUAACAAAAGUUCCUGCAUUUCUCCAACAUGAUGUUAUUAUAGAUGUAAAAAGUGAGAAUGAUUAUGGAUUCUUAUUGAAAGAUGUCACUCCUGAAGAAAAAGCUAAAUAUGUGGGCAAUUAUAUGCCACUGAUAAUAAAAAUCUUGCUAAAAUAUUUGAACAAGGGUUUCAAUCAGAGAGUUAAAAACAUUGUACCUAUUAUACCUAGUACAACUGAAUGGAACUAUGGAGAAACUUGCAUUCAAAACAGUGGUCGAAUAAUCUUUGGUAUUGAUCUACAUCUAGAUUUGGCAUAUGAAAUCUUGGAAUUUGGUCCUGCUUUAAAUGAUCCUGAAGAGAAGAACUUCAAAGAGUUUUGGGGGGAUCUUGCUUCAAAUAGAAGAUUUCGUGAUGGAACAGCCAAAGUAGUUGUGUACUUUGAGACAAAUACGGUAAAAGGUAGAAGGGAGAUCAUAAAAACUAUUGCUGAUUAUGUCAUGGAGAAAAAACUGAAUUUGAAAUACAAUUUGGUUUACAAUGAAUUUGAGGAAGUUUUAUUAAACCGGAAUGUUGAAACGUGGUAUCCGUCUGGUACAAAUGAGGAAACUACCUUGAAAAUUGUCAAGUCUUCAGAUGAUUUAGGCCAAAAGAUUAGGUCUCUCGAUAUGGAGCUGGGUGUAAGUGGCAUUGGAGGAAUUUCAGAUGUUUUUUGCAACACCAAUGUGUUUCCACCGAUUCCUUGUUCAUAUACAUGUCAUAAAAAAAUCACUAUGUUGAUAGGAAAUAACAUAGUUCUAAAAAACAGAAAGCUUAUGGCUUGCCCCAGAUAUGUUGAACCAAUUGAAUGUGUGAUUCAACUAUCACACAGUUCGAAAUGGCCAGGAGACUUGAACGAAUUAAGACAAAAAAAAAUUGAGUUUUUGAAGCUUAUUUCUUCACUACUGAAGAAGCAGUACAAUAUAGUUUCUUCAGUUCAACCUCCAUAUCUGGAAAUUGUUUAUGAAGGUUUUGUAUUCAGGUACAACCUAUAUGUAUCCAAAGAAAUAGCGUUACUUAAAAGACAAGAUGAUUCUAAUAGUUCAAUAAUGACCCAAAACAUCGAUGUUGGUGUUGAGAUGGAGAAGAAUCUUAUUCUGGUUCCCAAAAUUGUUGGAGCUCUAAAAGGAUUGAACGCACAAUAUCCGAGUUAUGGAGUGAGUACCUGUUUAGCGAAAAGAUGGAUAAGGGCACAAUUAAUAGACGAAUUUCUCUUGCCAGAUAUGGUUAUAGAUUUGUUGAACGCGCAUCAGUUUGUACAUAAAUCUCUGUAUGAUCCAGCUGUAUCACCUCAAAUUGCCUUUCUGCGUUUUUUGAAAUUUUUAGCAGACAUGCAAUGGGACUGGCAACCUAUAGUAAUAAAUUUCAAUAAUGUAUUAUCAGAUGACCGAAUAUCUAAUAUAGAGAAUGAAAUGGAUACAAAUAGGGAAAAGUUUCCACCUCUGGUCAUUGUAACACCAUAUGAUGAUUGUAAUUCGAUAUUCACAAAGAUGGCACCAUGUAAAGAAGUACUAUUCAGGCUGAAAGAACUUGCUACUGAAUUUCUAAGUUGUUUUGAAAAAAUGAUAUGGGAGGAUAACCUUGAGAACUGGAUGGCACUAUUUCUGCCGAACACAGAUGGAUUUGAUUGCAUCUUACAUCUAAAGCUUCUCCUCAAUCCCAGAAGGCACGAACAAAUAUCGAUCAUAAACCCUUCAAAAAUGAUUUUCAAAAAACCUGAAGGCAAAGAAGAGUAUUUACCAGUCAUUAAAUUCAACCCAGUUGAGAUGUAUUUAGAAAAAUUGAGGAACAUAUAUGGAGAUCUUUGUGUAUUCUUCCAUGAUACUUAUGGUGGAGAUUAUAUUGCUGUGCUGUGGAAACCAGAGGCACCCAAAGAAGACAUCAGGAAAGGGAUUGAAAUCUUAGGAAGGGAUAUUAUAGAAUUCAAACCUAAAUAAAAUAAUAAAACAUGA